Annulohypoxylon truncatum is the source of this 2409-nucleotide messenger RNA. RefSeq names its product small oligopeptide transporter. The transcript is spliced from 7 exons. Gene Ontology annotation, molecular function: oligopeptide transmembrane transporter activity. The record is from RefSeq and is a predicted model, not a curated record. Gene Ontology annotation, biological process: transmembrane transport. Bases 1 to 2409 code for a protein of 802 amino acids. Lineage: Eukaryota; Fungi; Ascomycota; Sordariomycetes; Xylariales; Hypoxylaceae.
AUGGGUUUCAGUUUCCGUAAGCGUGGCGCCGCUGAGGUGGUCACUCCCGCGAGCAACUCCUCUAGUGAAGUGGUCGAGGCGAGCGGUGCCGAGGCCCUGAAUACACUAAAACACUUCGAAGAACAGCACAAGCUCGACCCUAAUCUACCGAUCCAGGAACUCAAUGAUGUGGACGCGGCUCUCGCUACAGGCAAUGCCGAGAAGGGUGUCGAGAUCGAGACGACCCUCCUCGAGGAGAAUAGCCCCUACCCGGAGGUGCGCGCCGCGGUGAGAAAUUACGAUGUCGACUUGCCGGCUAAUACGAUUCGCGCCUGGGUAAUCGGCUUGAUUCUAUGCACAGUUGGCUCGGCUGUCAAUAUGCUGUUUUCGUUGAAGAACCCUACCAUACAAAUAACGACAUAUGUCAUCCAGUUGGUUGCGUAUCCGAUUGGGCUAGGAUGGGAUUUGAUCUUCCCUGACCGGCAGUUUUCCGUGAUGGGGUUGAAAUUCAACUUCAAACCCGGCAAGUUCAACUUCAAAGAACAUGUCAUUAUUGUAGUCAUGUCGAAUGCAGCUUACGGGGGUGGCUUCUUGUAUGCUACCGACGUCUUGAUUGCUCAGCAGGUCUUUUACAAGCAGCACUUUGGCUGGGGUUUUCAGCUAUUGUUUGCCAUCACCACUCUCUGCACAGGAUAUGGCCUAGCUGGUUUGGGCAGGCGAUUUCUUGUCUGGCCAGCUGCUAUGAUAUGGCCUUCAGACCUUGUGAACGCCUCAUUGUUCUACGCCCUGCACGACCAUUCCCCUUCCGAACCCUCCCAGGCAAAUGGUUGGAGAAUCAGUCGAUAUCGAUGGUUCUUAUAUGUACUCGGUGGCGCGUUUGUCUGGUAUUGGUUUCCCGGUUGGAUCUUCCAGGGUUUAUCUUAUUUCACCUUCAUCUGUUGGGCCGCUCCUAACAAUGUCGUGGUCAACAAGAUAUUUGGAGGUCUACAUGGAUACGGCCUGUUACCGACGACUCUAGAUUGGACAGUCGUGUCUGGAUACGCGCUUUCUCCGCUUAUCCCCCCUUUCCAUGCCGUCGCCAACACUGUGGCAGGUGUCAUUAUCUUUUUCAUCGUCGUCUCGAUGGGCCUGCACUUUUCUGGACACUGGUACGCGGAUUACUUUGUCGUCCAGUCUUCUAGUGCUUUUGAUAAUACUGGCGCCGUUUACGACGUCUCGAAAAUAUUAAAUCAAGACCUGGUAUUCGACGAGGAGAAGUACCACAACUACUCCCCCCUAUUUCUUUCUACCCAGUUUGCUAUAGCAUACGGCUUAUCAUUCGCUGCCGUCGCCGCAGUCGUCGUCCAUGUAGCCUUGUACCAUGGAAAACAAAUCGUCUCGCAAUUCAAACUUGCUCGCAAGCAGUCGGAAGACAUCCAUAUGAAGCUUAUGCAGAAGUACCGGGACGCGGAAGACUGGUGGUACCUCGCACUCUUCGUCAUCAUGAUUGGCCUCUCGUUUGCUGUAUGUACUGCGUGGCCAACUGGGUUUCCCGCCUGGGCCUACGUCGUCUGCAUUGUAAUUCCGUUGGUCUGGACGAUCCCGAUCGGGAUCGUCCAAGCCAUUACGAAUAUCCAGCUUGGGUUGAACGUUCUGACCGAAUUUAUCAUCGGGUACAUGUUACCCGGUCACCCUCUGGCGAUGAUGAUGUUCAAGAACUACGGCUAUAUCUGCAUGUCACAAGCUCUCUAUUUCUCGCAGGACUUAAAGCUUGGCCAUUAUAUGAAGGUCCCUCCUCGUACCAUGUUUUGGUCGCAGCUUGUUGCGUCCAUAUGGUCCGCCAUUGUCCAGAUUGCCGUCAUGAACUGGGCCCUAGGAUCUAUUCCUAACAUCUGCGCCGAUGACCAAGUUGACAACUACACCUGUCCAAACGGUAGGGUCUUUUACACUGCGUCAGUCAUAUGGGGUGCCAUCGGUCCGCGCCGGAUGUUCAGCGGCGAUGCUCUCUACUCCUCUCUCCAAUGGUUCUGGCUUGUUGGUGCCGUCACUCCCAUUAUCACCUGGUUUUUGGCGCGCCGCGCCCCUAAAUCAAUGUUUGGAUUUGUCCGGUCUAUCAACAUGCCGCUGGUCUUCGGUGGUUCAAGUAUGAUACCGCCCGCUACAUCGUAUACGUACCUCUGCUGGGGAGCGGUGGGUAUGUUCUUUAACUACUACGUUAAAAGAAGGUGGAAUGGCUGGUGGUUACAGUACAACUAUAUCACGUCUGCGGCUCUCGACUGCGGCCUUGCGAUUUCAACCAUCAUCAUCUUCUUCACCCUCUACCUUACAUCCGCUCAGCUACCGAAAUGGUACGGGAAUUACGAUGUCUUCGACACACUUGACCAAACCGGAAUGGCCAUUAAGAGCUUUGUUGCUGAGGGCGAAACCUUUGGGCCGACGUCCUGGCCGUGA